AUGUAUCGCUUUUUCAGUUUUGCCGGUGAUGGGCCUUUAAGAGAAGAACCGGUGUGUGGCAUGAAGAAGAAUGAGAAAAAGCGACUUUAUAAACAUGUUGUUAUGUGGCGACAACAAUUACCAUGCUUCACCUCAACAAAAGCAGAGUGGAGUUUCAUGAAUUAUUCAGCGAAAACUCCUUCGAAUAGUUUCCUUUCGGAAAUGUUUCACAAAGUUCACAGAUAUUUGUUGGCUGUUGCUGUUGAUUAUGAAGGAAUAGAAGAAAAAAACAUAACUUUUAGACAUCAAUAA
Clunio marinus is the source of this 291-nucleotide messenger RNA. Lineage: Eukaryota; Metazoa; Arthropoda; Insecta; Diptera; Chironomidae. The record is from the annotation of a GenBank genome assembly.